CUCUUUCUCACGCAGCGGAGCUCGUCAUCUGUCAACACGGAUUCUGGACCAAACCAGCCCACCUUUCUCUCUCUCUCCCACAUCGAAGAAAAUGUUAGAAAGGGCGACGUUUGCCACGGUCUCCCGGAACGGAACCCUGUACCUGUAGACUUUCCGACUGUGGUUACGUCAGGUCUAGAGGGAGGGAUGCCAGUGGAGAGCGGGAGCAGCGCCGCCGCCCGCCAGGCCAAGCAGAAGAGGAAGUCCCACAGCCUGUCCAUCCGCAGGACCAACAGCACCGAGCAGGAGCGAUCUGGUCUGCAAAGAGAUAUGCUGGAGGGACAGGACUCCAAACUGCCUUUGUCUCUGAGGAGCAAUCUGCUGGACCUGUUCAGCCAGAUCGAGAGGGAGUUUGAAAACCUCUACAUAGAAAACCUGGAGUUACGCAGGGAAAUCGAAACGCUGAACGAUCGUUUGGCUGCGGAGGGACAGACUUUCGAGGGGGCAGAUUUAGCCAAAGGAGCACUUAAAACAAAAGCAAGUCAUAGCACAAGUCAGCUGUCACAAAAACUGAAGACGACAUACAAGGCUUCCACAAGCAAGAUUGUGUCCAGUUUCAAAGCGACCACGUCCAGAGCCGUGUGCCAGCUGGUCAAGGAGUAUGUCGGCCACAGAGACGGCAUCUGGGACCUCAGCGUCACCAGGACACAGCCCGUGGUGCUGGGCACCGCAUCUGCAGACCACACUGCGAUGCUGUGGAGCAUUGAAACUGGGAAGUGCCUCCUCAAAUAUAUGGGCCAUCAAGGAUCAGUCAACUCCAUCAAGUUCCAUCCCACUGAACAGAUGGCUCUAACAGCCUCUGGAGACCAGACGGCUCACAUCUGGAGAUACAUGGUGCAGCUGCCAACUCCACAGCCUGUUGCUGAUAUGAGUCAGCAGACACCCUGCGAAGACGACGUGGACUUUUCGGACAAAGAUGAGGCCGACGGCGAAGUCGAGGGUCCAAAUGACUGUCCCUCUGUCCGUGUGCCGACCACGACUCUGCGCAGCCAUCAGGGCGUGGUGAUCGCUGCCGAUUGGCUGGUGGGGGGGAAGCAAGUGGUGACGGCCUCCUGGGAUCGAGCUGCCAACCUGUACGACGUGGAGACCUCAGAGCUGGUCCACUCACUUACUGGCCAUGACCAGGAGCUGACCCACUGCUGCACACACCCCACCCAGCGUCUGGUGGUCACCUCAUCCAGGGACACCACCUUCAGACUCUGGGACUUCAGAGACCCAUCCAUCCACUCUGUCAACGUGUUCCAGGGACACACUGACACGGUGACGUCCGCCGUGUUCACGGUGGGAGACAACGUGGUGUCUGGGAGCGACGAUCGAACCGUCAAAGUGUGGGACUUGAAGAACAUGAGGUCGCCUAUAGCAACCAUCCGCACAGACUCUGCUGUCAACAGGAUCAGCGUGUCAGUCAACCAGAAAAUCAUCGCUCUUCCUCACGACAAUCGGCAGGUCCGGCUGUUCGACAUGUCCGGGGUGCGACUGGCUCGACUCCCACGAAGCAACAGACAGGGUCACCGGCGCAUGGUGUGCUGCUCUGCCUGGUGUGAAGACAACACUUCCUGCAACCUGUUCACCUGCGGCUUCGACCGUCAGGCCAUUGGCUGGAACAUCAACAUCCCCGCCCUGCUGCAGGAGAAAUGACCUCCUCCUCCUCCUCCUCCUCCUACUGUAACCUCACAGUGAUACUCCACCCAAAGUUUAUGUUUGGAGUAUCAAACACCAUCACCUGUAGGCUUAAAAGGCGGUUGUCAAAGGUUUAGUUUCGCCCUUCUUUUUCUCCGUGAAAACUCGUGACACUGACGUAAUUUGAGCAACAACUCAAUGAAGGAUAAAAUUACCGACUUAUAAAAGACCGUCUUUCGAGCCUACUGGGGGUCAAUAUUUGAUACUCGAAGCUCCCUGAGGGACAGGACGGGAAAAGGACUCGCGAUCGAUGUCUGCUGCAUCAGUCACACUCUCUAAAUCACCACCGCCAAUAUAUACACAACACAUCUGUGUGUUUUUCGUGUGGAAGCUAUUCUUCGCCAUUUAAAACAAACAAACAAA
Messenger RNA from Xiphias gladius (swordfish), 2082 nucleotides. RefSeq names its product WD repeat-containing protein 37. The transcript is spliced from 14 exons. Gene Ontology annotation, cellular component: preribosome, large subunit precursor. NCBI's taxonomy places the organism in Eukaryota, Metazoa, Chordata, Actinopteri, Istiophoriformes, Xiphiidae. Bases 187 to 1677 code for a protein of 496 amino acids. Gene Ontology annotation, molecular function: protein binding. The record is from RefSeq and is a predicted model, not a curated record.